GCCUUAACCUCCAAAAAUGCUAGGAUUAUAGGUGUGAGACACCAUGCCUGGCCAAUACAGAGCAUUUUUAAAAGCCUGGUUCUGCAUGUUGCCAAACAAUUUUUAUGGAGACAGCAACAAACUAUGUAUUCUCAGUAUGAUUUGCUGUUUUGAAUUUUGACUUCUAUAGAUGUUUGUUUUUUAAAUGGAGAGCUUGUGAUGUUAGCUGUGGGCCUGUAAAAAAUAAAAAUAGAUAAAAAUGGGAAACUUAAUUUUGGAAUUAAUCUUUUUAACCUUUGGGUAGCCUUUUAGAGGUUAUAGCCUAAAAAUAUAUAGCAUAACUAAAAUAUCUGAUAAAUCCUUUAGAAUGGGAUCCUAUUUAUUAGAAUGCUUUAAAAAAUUAGAGAAUCUUAAUUUUAUGAUACAACUGAUAAAAAUAAUAAACUCAUCAUUUACAUAAAUUGUUUUAUUUGAAUGUUUACUAUAAAAUAGGGAAAUUAUGAAAUUUAUAUUCAGAGGUUAAAGAUCUUUUCAAGAUCACUAGUAAAGGGCAGAAUUAGACCAACCUCUGUACUGAACCACAUCUUUGAUGCAGUUUUUAAUUAUAUAAUUUUAAUAAGAGAACUUUAAAGAAACUCUUAUUGUCAGUAUUCUCCUAAACCUGUAUUUACAGCACUCCACAACAAUUACUAUUUACAAUAAUGACACAAAUUUCCAGGGCACAUAUAAGAAAGGAUUUAUAUUUUUCAAUAAAGGCUGAAUGAAACAUAGAAGGCUAGGAAAACAAAGAGUGAAUUUUCAGUUCACCAAAAUUUUUAUUGAAGCUGGAAGCCUUAAGCAAAUUUGUAUGCACCUUUGUGUAUAUCUUAAGUUUCUUAAGCAGUCAUAUUUGUAGACACGUUUUUCAGAGUCUCCAGGUUUUUUUUUUUACAGUAGGAAAAAAACCCACUUAAAUUACCUCUCAUUACGUCUCCCCUCUCUUAUGGUCCUUUGCUCUCACAAUGCUGAUUUGGUCUUCCAGGACAAGCAAGUUCUUGCAUAUUCCUUUUCCUUGAAAAACCUUCCAGUUAGUGGUCAUCUAACAGCUUUUCACUUCUUCACAUCUUUCUUGUUAAAUUCACUGCAUCUAUAAAUUGUACAUCAGUACAAAUGUUUUAUUAAUAUUAAAAAUAAUUUUGUUUCAUUUCUCAUUUAUUAGACUUUCAUGGCUGGAAUCUCUUAAAUCUGUAUUAACUAUAGUAAGCUGCUAUGAAUGCUUCUAGUGCUGUAUAAUUAAUUCCAUCAUCGCAUCCUUAAAAUAUGCCAGCACGUGGCGCUUGCCCCUCCCUCUCUCUCCCUCUUUCUCCCUUCUCACACACACACACACACGCACACGCACACGUACACGCACACACGCGUGCGCACAGCACACACCAAACUGCCAUUCUCCAGCAGGCCUGCUUCUGGAGUUGGGAGAUGUCAGCCUGCUGGGAGGGAGUGGGGGGAGGAGGAAGAGGUGGGGCUCUACUCUGAUUAAUUACCUUAGGCAUUCAGGGGUGGGGCUUCCUUCAGCCAUCUGCCUGAGAUAUGGGAGGGAGCUGGAGAAAGAAGGAGGGGGAGAGACUGGCAGAGAGGAAGAGAAAAGAAAGGAAGAAACAUUAGAAAGAAAAAGGAAGGAAAACGGUAUAAAGGGAGAUCAAUUACCCACCCUUAAAUAGCUAGAUUGGGGGGGAGGGGGGUGGAAAAGAAAGCUGUGGAGGUGUGCCCCUGCACGGCUGCUUUGAAGCGUUUAUCAUCUAUUCGUUUGGUUUAUGGAGAAAAAGAAAAUGGUAACUCAGGGUAACCAGGAGCCAACAACAACUCCUGACGCGAUGGUUCAGCCUUUUACUACCAUCCCAUUUCCACCACCUCCGCAGAAUGGAAUUCCCACAGAAUAUGGGGUGCCACACACUCAAGACUAUGCCGGCCAGACCGGUGAGCAUGACCUGACACUCUAUGGAAGUACGCAAGCCCACGGGGAGCAGAGCAGCAACUCACCCAGCACACAAAAUGGAUCUCUUACGCAGACAGAAGGUGGAGCACAGACAGAUGGCCAGCAGUCACAGACACAAAGUAGUGAAAAUUCAGAGAGUAAAUCUACCCCGAAACGGCUGCAUGUCUCUAAUAUUCCUUUCCGCUUCCGGGACCCUGACCUCCGGCAGAUGUUUGGGCAGUUUGGCAAAAUCCUAGAUGUAGAAAUAAUCUUUAAUGAACGAGGCUCUAAGGGAUUCGGGUUCGUAACUUUCGAGAAUAGUGCUGAUGCAGACAGGGCCAGGGAGAAAUUACACGGCACCGUGGUAGAGGGCCGUAAAAUCGAGGUGAAUAAUGCUACAGCACGUGUAAUGACCAAUAAGAAGAUGGUCACGCCAUAUGCAAAUGGUUGGAAAUUAAGCCCAGUAGUUGGAGCUGUAUAUGGUCCAGAGUUAUAUGCAGCAUCCAGCUUUCAAGCAGAUGUAUCUCUAGGCAAUGAUGCAGCAGUGCCCCUAUCAGGAAGGGGGGGUAUCAACACUUACAUUCCUUUAAUCAGUCUCCCUUUAGUUCCUGGCUUCCCUUACCCUACUGCAGCCACCACGGCAGCCGCUUUCAGAGGAGCCCAUUUGAGGGGCAGAGGGCGGACAGUAUAUGGUGCAGUCCGAGCGGUGCCUCCAACAGCCAUCCCCGCCUAUCCAGGUGUGGUUUACCAGGACGGAUUUUACGGUGCUGACCUCUAUUCAGCUGAAGAAAUGUUAACAUCUCACUCUAAAUCUCUCAGUGGAGUCUCUGUUCCCUUCUCUGAUAUAACAGAUGGGGUGGAUAUGCAGCCUACAGAUAUGCACAGCCUGCUACUGCAACCGCAGCCACCGCUGCUGCAGCCGCUGCCGCAGCUUACAGCGACGGUUAUGGCAGGGUGUACACAGCCGACCCCUACCAUGCCCUCGCCCCUGCCGCUAGCUAUGGAGUUGGCGCUGUGGCGAGUUUAUACCGAGGUGGCUACAGCCGAUUUGCCCCCUACUGAAGUGACGUGAGACCCCUGCAAAUGGGACAGCCCCCCAGUUCAUGAGGCCUGGCUAUUGCAAUAUUUACUAGUAGAGGAACUCUAUAGCAAGAUGAAGAGGAAAAACAAACAAACAAAAAAAACACACAAAAAAAGAAAGAAUACUUUUUUAUACCUCACUAUGUUCUUUGAAUAUGUAUUUUUCCUUUAAAUUUCUGCCUUUAACUCUUUUGUUCCAAAGAUUGUGCAUUUUUUUUUCUUUUUUUUUUUUAAACUGUGGUAAAAAAAAAAAAAAUAAUGCAUUUCCAUGUCUGUAUGUCCGUGCUUAGCUUAUUCUAUCAAUCACGGAAGAGGCAGUCAAAGAGGAAGGAGAGACAUUAGGAGCUGAUAAAUGCAUCUGAUCAGAAAUCAGCAGACAGAAUUACCAAAGUGUAUCUGGUGCUGAAUGGCUGGGGGACAAGCAGAAGUGGAAGAGAUAUUUCUGCAACAGGAUAUUCUUCUAGUCUUCUGAGUUUCUGGUCUUUGACAGACAAUUCUGGUUGGCCGUGGCUGGAAUCCACAUGCUGAUAGAUAGGAAUUUGUGCUUAUAAGCAGGAGAAUUAAAAAGACGCUUUCCUCUCCUCUUCCCUCCUGUCUUCUCCAUUCUUUUUACAAUCAUCUUACAUGAACAGCCUGAGACAGUUGACAUAGUUUUUGGAAUUGUAGUAUUGAUAUUUCCAAACGUGCUCUCAGACUGUGGAUAAACACCUCAUUAGGAAACCAAUCUCAGAAUGAACUCUGGAGUAUGAAAAAGAUCAUUUGUUUUUGUUCUGUAACCUAGCAUUCCUUCUGGGCUGCUUCUCCUUUAAUUGAACCACAGCUUAGCUCAUCUAUUCUUUUAUUAAUGCCCUGCUCUCAUGUCCAUAAGAUUCAGGAAUUUAGGACCCAGGGACAGAAAAAUGAAUAAGCCAGUGACCAGAUUUCCCCCAGCUGUCUGGGCACAGCUUGAAGAUUAGAAGUACCAAUUGUUCACAGCCAUUAAAGAGAGUGUGGAAGAGAAAAGGAAUAUUAGAAGAUUUGGUAUUUCUUACUUUUUUUUUUUUUUUUUUUUUUUUUUUUUUUUUUUUUGCCUCAGAAAGUACAAAGUUUAAAAAUAGAAUAAAAAAUCUGCUGGGGAAAGGUGGAGUACCAGGUCCUAGGUCAGCGGUCCCUGGAAGUUUUGGUGAUUAGGACAUGUAAGGGCAGGCAGAGGCACUUUGUACUUGCUCCAAAGCCAUAGGAAUUUUCAUCUUCCAGAGCCUUUAUGAGUCACUUCUCUAUCCACAGUCUUGAGCCCUGUGGCUAUCCCACCAAGCUUCUCACUGUCCUCCAAAGACACCUGGCUGAGCACCUGGACCACUUUGUAUACAUUAACACUACAGGACAUAAAAUGUGGAGCCCCUGAGAUUGCUGCCCUCCCAUGUUGGAAUGAGGGUCUGGAAUGGCAAGGGUCUUCUAUAUUGCCAGAAAGAGUCAUGCAGUAGCAGUGGCAGUGAGUCACUGCCAUUGCGGUCUGGCUAUAAUUUUCUAUAUUAUUAAGGUAGGAGAGAAAGUACUUCUCUUCUAGCUAUUAGAUAUAACUAAUAAAAGCAAGUGUCCUACAGCAUUUCCAAAAUGAAGGCAUUAGGAAAUAGAAAAACACGGUCUUUUUGGCUCCCUGGUCUAUUCACAUUGGUACUAGGGUGACCUUUCACCCAAGGGAUAGCUGCUAAAGGGAGUAAUUCAGAGACAUGGAGCUUCUGGUUUGUUAUGGGUUUGCUUAUGGUUUGUUUUUUAACUCCUGCCUCCACACAUGUUCUUGACUGAUAACUGACUCAUGUCCCUGAAUUAAAAUGACUGACCUAUGACAGCAUCAAGCAUUCUUUGGAAACAGAGUGAUGUAUCUGAGAGGGCAUUGGCCUCUCGUGUAUGAUACUUUCCCCCUUAAGAAUCCUGUUUCGCCUCAUAACUGGGGGAGAGGCUGUGCCUGAAACUUGGGGCGACGUCAAGGAAGCUAGAGGCCUCGAUGCAAUUAUUACUGAUUUGGGGGAGGAAUACAGAGAAUAAGGGGACACCAACUGCCCGGUCCAUUGGCCAUUUUUAAGGGUCCCCCACCCCAAGCCAAAGUUUGGUUUGUUGCUGUUAAGACAAUUUUUGUUGUAUGUAUAUAAAUAUUUUAGUUAGAGGAGGGGGGAAGGGGGUGCAGGGCUUUCACAGUUCUAGGGAAUGGAGGCAGGGAGGAUUUUGCUUUUGCUUUGAGGGAGAACUUUAGCUGACUAAAAGAACAGAAAUUUGGGGUCAUGAUCAAAAAGGGACCAUUCCCAAAAGAUGGCAAGCCACUUAAUCAGUGGAGACUAGGCCAAAUUCUAAAUGGUUGUAUCCAUAGCAGGGGAGAAUAGGAGAAUGAGUUUAAGAGUUUUUCUCUUCUUUUUUCCUAGAAAGAGGUAAGGAUAAUGGGAAAGGUAGGGAAGGCAGCUCCCACAGACCUUUUGAGAGGCGGAAUCUUGAGCUUGAGGCACCUUUAGUGCAUCUCAGUUCAGCUGGUUCUGGCUGAGGCCUCCAAAGGCAAGCACUGGACUUUCCAGUGGUUUCUGCUGCAUUUCCAGGGAUGGUGUUUAACACCGCUUCCUCCAGCUCCCUUUUCUAAGACUAAAUGCAGUUCUGCUUUUUAUAAAAGGGUCUUUGGUUUUCAGUGUCAACACUGAAAAUUGGGGCUCUUAUAAGCAUCUAGACUUCACAGUAUCAAGCUCCCGAUCACCUUUUGAAUUUUGAGUCUCCAUACAGUCAACCUCAUCAGAGGCGGGUUCCUUAAAGCAGCUUGUCUGUUCCUGACUCUGGUUCUCACUGUAUUAAGAGUCAGAGGAGUCUGGCAUUUCGUGAGUUUGUUAGAGGAUGCUGGCUGAUAAUUCCAGAGAACUUAAUGCUGAAUCACAGUACAUGCAUGAUUCUUUUUCAGCUUUACUGUAGUUCAUGACCUGGACUUUCUAUACUCUUGGAAGCUGGGCUCCUAAAGAAGGUCUCUAGUGAAAACUUUUAUCUUCACGUCCCUCUUUUAGCCCAGAGAGCUGCCCAUAGGCAUUUUCCAGAAUUCCUUGUGUCACUUAGUUCAAUUUCCAUUAACUCAGAUCAGCCAUUGUGAUUCACCAUUUGUCCGCUCUCAGGUUUAACAAAACGUUAUCACCGUCAUCCUUCAACAGCCACAGUCUGAAUUGAGCCAACUUUUUUUUUCCUUGAGAAAGAAAUGGACUGGGGCACAACUCUUAGUUUGAGGGGAGCUAGUGGACAUCUAGCCAAUAGAAAUCAUCGAUAGCAGCUUUUCCUCAAAUGUGUGACUCCUCAGGGGCUGAACUGCUCUUAGUUUAGAAUUAUGCUUUACUAGAGAACAAGCAGAUCAGUGGGUUAGUCACUGCCAUCCUCUUAACUAGUUAUAUAGCUUCCAGACAUGAGGGAGACAUCACAGGGAUGGAAGCAACCCCAAGGAUAUGCGAGAAGGGCAUGAUGACCACCCUUCCCUCUGGCAGGAGAGCAAGGCCAACCAAGGACAGACUGGAAAGCACUUAGAUGUUUAAGGAGGGAAAGGGGGCAACUUUGAUGAGCUUUCCCCCUUUGCCAAGUUCAGCCAGUUCUCUGCUGCUUGCAACCCUCUAGCACAGUAACAUUUGCAGAAUUGCAGAUUUUUCCCCCAGAUACUAGGAGGAAAGGGACUUUGGGGGGGGGCGGGGAAGGGGUUGUGGUGUUUUAAAAGCAUAAGUUACCUGUUUGCACUGUUUUAAGAUAGGAAAAAAAUAGUGGGCAAGGUGAACAUCAGACGUAAAUUUGUGUGUUUUUAUUUUGUCAUGCUCUUGAAAAUGUUUGACCAUUUGUAGUAUACACAGUGAAACUUGAUUCUCUGUUGCAUAAAACACUAUAUUUUUUUGGAAAUGUUGCUGUCCAAAAGGCUCUUCCCUCCCUUUGCUUUUCCUAUGUACUUCCUUCAUACUUGCUUUACUGAUCAGCCAGGCAAUAGCCAUCCAAGAGCUAGAGCAUGAAACAGGGCCCUUUCCAGGUAGGCUCUGGGUGUCCUAAGCCAGCGUGUGCCCUCUGGUUUAGUGAGAGCAGUAGAGUCCCUGGCACCUUCCUUUGCAAAUAAGGCUUACAGACCAGACUGCAGCAAAUUAUCAGAUUCCUCAAUCAGAUGCACUAGGAGUGAGGAGCCCAGGAAUGGAGGGGAUUCCUGAAGUAUUGCAGUUGGCUGUAGUAGCUGAGUUCUUAUCCUUGUUACCGAAACUGUAGCCAGUUACAGUUUACUCAGGAAAACGGUAGAUCAAUUCAGCCAUGGUAGUGCUGGUUGGCAGGGAUUGGUAACGGAGAGAACUGCUCAUCAGCCAAAACUCAAGCCUUGCCUUUUAGGAGGCCACCAGCAGAGGGACUUGGUUCUCCUUGUCUGGUAGUUGUGUACAUGCUGGUGACUUGAGGACUCCACUCACACCGGCGAGCAAGAAGGGAACAGUGAUUCUCUUUUCUCUCCCCACCCCCUGCCCUUUGUUACCAACACCAGUUUCCCAGGGGGUACAUGAGUUUUUGAAUUUUUAAAAAGUGUCUUUUGGUUUGGUUUUUCCGGGGACUGGUAAGUGCUUUAAGCAAUGUCUAUACCCCAUCAAGACUCCCAGCUUAGUCAUUUUCUUGUGUUUUUCUGUUCACAGUAUUUGUGUGUGUGCUUGUUUUGGCAGCUCAUUUUGGCUGUAUUAUAUAUCGAGUGAGGAAUUGAUUCUCUUUUUUUUUCCUAAGGGGUAUGAAUUGUUUUUCUUGUGUUAUAUUCUGCUUGUGAAUAGCUGGAGCAAACCUGGGGCUGACACACGUAAGCUAGGGCUGCAGAGUGAGAAGAGCCGGUGGAGUGUACUUGUCCCUGACAGGCUGACCUACCUGAGUCUCUGAGCUUUUCAGUCCAAAUCUUUGCAAGGCUCAAAAUGCCACAGAACCUCUCCUCUUCUCCCCACUCCCCAUGGCAGGGACCGGACCAUCCCUACAUGCAACAUGCUGUUCCUCAGCCCCUCCCAUUGCCAUGGCAAAACAGGUACCUUUGGGGCAUGGGGCAUUACAUGGGAUGCUUAUGUAAUCGACCACCUAGCCUUCUCUCUCCCCUCCCGACCUCCCCCAGAAUCACUUCCUAGGACACCCGAGCUGCUUGCCCAGGGUCCUGUUUCCCUGCUAACUCCAGAGAAGCACCCCAGGGCUUUGUGACAGUCUCGAAUUCCCUUCCCUUCUCGUUAAGAAUCAUAUUGUAUAGUAGCUUUCAGACCAUACAGUAUUCAUUGGGUUACUCCUAUUAUUAUCAAGUAGCUGGAAUUGUGAAGGUCGGAGUAGUUAGAUCUUUAGCUUUUAUUCCUUAUUUUUUUGUAUUACUCUCCAUGUGUAUAAAUUAUUGAUCAUGUUGCUGGCUUUUAUAAACUCUAAGCGAAGGAGGAGCACUGCCUCAGCCUUUGCAUAUGGUAAUGAAGCACUGUUUUUAAAUAAAAGAGAGAAACACCA
Messenger RNA from Sapajus apella (tufted capuchin), 8476 nucleotides. RefSeq names its product RNA binding fox-1 homolog 2 (gene RBFOX2). Gene Ontology annotation, molecular function: mRNA binding. Gene Ontology annotation, cellular component: cytoplasm; nucleus. The record is from RefSeq and is a predicted model, not a curated record. The transcript is spliced from 14 exons. Gene Ontology annotation, biological process: regulation of alternative mRNA splicing, via spliceosome; nervous system development. Bases 1770 to 3002 code for a protein of 410 amino acids. Lineage: Eukaryota; Metazoa; Chordata; Mammalia; Primates; Cebidae.